Molecule: messenger RNA, 689 nt
Organism: Moneuplotes crassus
Lineage: Eukaryota; Ciliophora; Spirotrichea; Euplotida; Euplotidae
Source: the annotation of a GenBank genome assembly
AAAUGAAAUACAUUGGCAAGGCUGCCAUAGGAAGAGCUGAAAGGCAAGCAAAGUAUCAAGUAAGCAACAUCAGAGAUAACGUAGAAGGAGCAUUAGGAGGAGGACGAAAAGUUGACUUGGAUUGGAAGGAUUUCAACUAUCCUCCUCUUCUUAAGCUUUUCCAUUACUCGACCAGCCGACUAAAGAACCCAGUCCUGAGAUUUAUGAGGAUCCUGCAUAUUAACUUCUUGAUGUACAUCUUAGGAAUCUGACCACUCAAUUUCCUUGGAAAUAUUGUAAUCUCUGCUAGCGGAGCAGGAGCAGGUGUAAAUGUAUUCUAUUCCCUGUUAAACAUUCUGGUAUUUGGAGCUUUCGCUCUCUUUGUAUUUUACAGUGGAUUUUAUGGAAAUAUAAGAAAGCCACCAGGUUACCACCUCCUGGCAUACAGGAUCGGUCAAGGAGUUCAAUGCACACUCUAUUUCACUUUCAGUAUUCUUGCUCUAGGUCCGUUCAAUGGUUGGGCACAAAUCUCAAGUCUGGGAGGCUCUGGUGGGGAAGGAUUUGCAAUCUUCCUAUGUGUGAUCGAAUCCCUCCUCUACUCAGUCAUCACCAUCUCAGGAGGACUAUGACUCUAUCUUAGCUUUGCAUAUUUCGAAGAGGACCCAUUCAAAGAUGAAAUACAAGAAAACGAUACAAAUGUGAGAGUUUAG